GUUCCUGAAUAGCUGCACUUCAUGUUUUUUCACUUUGUUCACUGGGCUGGAUUUGACUAUGACUAUUUGAAUUUGACUAUGACUUCCUCCAGUAUUUCUGUUCCUCGGUGUCCUCAAGUAUUCAUAUAACCAUUCAUCUGUUUCCAUUCUGUCAACACAUCUCGUGCUGCGCUGUCGAAGAUGGAGCGCUGGAGAUUUCCUGUCAUUCUUCUCCUGGUCAGCACAGCUCGGAUGGCCGCAGCCACUACAACAGAUUUAAGCGUUACUUCAGGGUCCGUUACAACUACUGGCAGCUCUUUACCAAGCACAGAUACAGCCUCAAGUGUUGGGACUACACCACUGGCUUCAUCUGCUGCUACAGGUACUUCUGGAACCACAGGUGCUUCUGGAACCUCUGCAACUUCUGGAACCACAGCUCCAACCGGGGCUACGACUGUUCUUGGAACCUCUGCAACUUCUGGAACCACCAUGGUUUCAGCCACUCAGACAACAGGCAUCAGCGGAACGACUUCAUCCACUGCCUCCGUAACCACAUCAUCUGCUACAGCGGCCAGCACCACGUCAGGCCCAACAACAACAGCUUCUCAAACCAGUAGGGUGUCCACGAUGGCUUCCUCCAACCAAGCCUCCUCCAACCAAGCCACCUCCAGCAGUUUGGCUGCAUCAGCAAGCAACAGCACCACGAACACCACAACCGUAAUCACUGGCAAUGGGAAUUCAACCUCCGCAUCCUCCCUCCCGCACUGCAGUCAGCUUCUCUCUGCAGGUUCCCUGGUGUUCAUGCUGUGGUUCAUGCCGUGACGAGAGCAGCCAGUUCAGUGAAGCACACCACCACUUAACUGUGAUCAGUAACAAUAAAAAAU
Molecule: messenger RNA, 863 nt
Organism: Colossoma macropomum (tambaqui)
Lineage: Eukaryota; Metazoa; Chordata; Actinopteri; Characiformes; Serrasalmidae
Product: sericin-1-like
Exons: 2
Coding region: 181-801 (206 amino acids)
Source: RefSeq, a predicted model, not a curated record